AUGAAAGGAAGAAAAAGACAACCGACAAAGUUGAGAGAGACAGCCCAGCUUAAUACAAUGGUCAAGCAGAACAAAACCUGGGCUGAGAAGAGACUUCUAAGGGAUUAUAAGGAGAUACAGGAGAAUAGUGUCCCUACAGUUGGGGUCACUGCUUGUCCGACAGAUGAUAACUAUUUUGUAUGGAGAGGAAACCUUAGAGGACCUGAAGGCACUCCUUAUCAAGGGGGAGUUUUUCAUAUUGAGAUUGUAUUUCCACAGUUAUAUCCUACUGAGCCUCCGAAGAUACACCUUAUGACUCCAUUGACACAUCCUAAUGUCUUUGGGAAGGAAAUAUGCUUGGAUAUGCUGGAUGGAAAUGAUAGAGUUCUCUAUCAAGGUUGGACUUCUGGAUAUACAGUUCAAAGUGUUUUGAUUCAACUCCAAUCUUUUCUAUUUGAGAAGCCUCCAAAGCAUAGUGAGGAGAAGAUUAAAAGAGAAGUAAAAUUAGCAAAUGAAUUCAAAGAUCUUUCUAUUAAUCAUAAGGGACCUCUAAGUCCGUAUCCUCCAUUCAGCACAAAGGAAAAGGACGAAGAUAGCUUUGUUAUGGCUAUAACAGAAAAGGAGCUACUAGAAGAAGAACUUGUCUGUUUCCAUACAAGGCUUAGUUUGAUCAAUGAUACCACUGUUCUUGGGGCAGGAAUCAGCUUCUCCAGGCUUCCAAGAACAGGAGAGAUCAAGGAUGUAUCCACGACAGUAGAUUUACUCAGCAAUCAGGCUUAUAUGAAAUGAGGAGUCAGACAUUCACUUUCAAAUGAGAAAUUUACUCAUUUCUUGCCUCUAUACUUUGGGAUUCAGAUGGAUAAGACAAUUUUCUUAGUCGAACACGCAAUUAGCUUCAUCUGUAAAGGGUCGACCAAGAAAUUUGCAUCUUCUCAAGUUCUAGAAGUUCUUACCAAGAUGUUUAAGACUCUGAUUGUGGAUAUGACAAAUGAAUCCUUGCAUCAUUCGUACAAGUCUAUUAGGAUGCUUAUCUAUAUCCAUAGAUUGAUGAUGAUAUUCAUUGAGAAAUAUCCCGAAAUAAGUGAGACAAUUGAUCAGUGACUGGCCAAAUUCAUUGACCACCCAGAGUGUAGGAUCAAAGACGAGACUCCAGACAUUGGUGAGCUCCUAGUUUACCUGACGAUCUCGAAGAAAUAUUUCUGGGAGGACCUUAAAGAGGCAUAUCUAGGCGAGCAAUUGGAUAGACAAAUCUUAUGGAUCAUUAGAGAAAUUCCUAAUCUUGAAAAGAUAAAGGAUUCAGAGCUGGAAGAUGCAAAGCUGGAAGCCUCUUUCAAGUCUACCAUCGUUGGUUUUAGAAUAACCAUGCUCUUCAAGCUCUUCAACACUGAAAUUAUCGAAAAGACAGGGAAGGACUUCCAAAAAUUUGCCGAGUUCCUUGACCAAAGAUACUGAAGACUUGAAGAAUCUACAGAGAAAGAUUUCAAAGAUGCUAUCAACACUAUCUUUGAAGUCAGAAGCUAUGUUGGUUACUACUCUUUCGUGGGGAAGAAUGUGCAUGACAAGAAGGCUCUGGCUUCUGCUCUAGACCAAGCAAUGAAGAACUCUCUUGAGAAGAAAUAUCAUGGAGACGAAUCAGAUAAAAAUGUUAUCCCUAAAAUCUCAGAACAAGCCACAUCUUUCCACAGAACUCUACCUAAUUUGAUGAAAUAUUGGGAUGAAAAGCUCCAAAAAUUGGACAAAGAAGGUGAUGAAGAUUUUUGGAAAACCCUUUGUCUUGAAAAGUAUGAGUUUAUAUCCAAUAAGAUGAGAGGAUCCUUUGGAGAAUCCACUCCAAAACAACUAGCAGAACAAAUGGAUAUGUGCAGGAUCUAUGGUAUUUCAGAAGAUGAUGAUCCAUUGAUCAAGCUCAAUCAACAAACUUUUGGAAACUAUAAUCUCAAAGAUAUUCACGGACAGAAGGGAUUCCAUGAAUACAAGGAAACAAUGACCUGGAUGGAGUUAUUCAUCAAGCUUGACUUUGAAGGAUUCCUGGAAGUAUUCCCAAUGAUGGAUAAUUUCAAACUGCUUUACGACUAUCUUCAUGCUGUAAAUGGAAAGCUCAGCUGCUUGUACCUAAAAAUACACUCAAAAAUAGCAUUAAAGAGUGGGUAUUACUGGUAUAUGGUAAUCUUAUCAAACCUAACUUCUCUCGAGGGACUUAUCAUUCAUGACGAAGAACUCUUGCUAAGACCUGCUUUUAAGUAUAUUUCUAAGGGGUUUGCUAACUUCUUCAAGAAUGGAGGAAAGCUGAAGAAGUUGUUCUUGAGCCAGGUUAAUGAAAAUACUAUACAGGCAGGCCUGUAUAAUAUUCUUAAAAAUCUUCCCCAGUUGGAAUCUAUUUGUACAUAUCAAUGUACUCUCCGACAUGAAUCUGGUAAAGCUAUUGGGAAAAUACUCUCUGAUUUUAAGUACAUGAAAGAGCUUGACUUCUCUGGAAAUUCAUGUGAUGACACUUUUGUAAAAGAGAUAGCGGAUGGCCUCAUGAGGGCUAAGAUGUUGGAGACACUAAAGCUUCAACGAUUAUACAAUUGCACAGAAGGAAUAGCAUCCAUAUUAUACAGUCUUGCUUUUAGUCCAAGAAUUCGACAUAUUGAUCUUUCUCAUGUUCCGAUUGGGUCAGAUUCCAGGCUUUGUGAAGCCCUUUAUAAAGUAUUAAAGAUCUCAGGAUCUAUCGAACACUUGAUUCUUAACCAUACUGAAGCACAUGAAGGGCUGAGUAAAGAUUUCUUUAUAUGAUUGGGAGAGAACAAAACUUUGAAAUCCCUUCAUUUGGACUCUAAGAAUAAAUUCAAGACUACUUUUGCUAAAUAUCUUGGAACUGCAGUUGCAAUGAAUUCAAAGAAGGAUUGCUCAUUAGAAACUUUAUCUUGUUCUAAUGGAUUCUCUAACAAUGGAUUGGAAACAUUCAUUAACUCUCUCUAUAUUAGUGAAAAAGAUCAUGAAAGAUGGUACGGAGAUGCUGUGGUAGCUGAAAAGAUGUCUGGUAGUGAUCUCGAUCUGAGAUGGAAUUUUAAUAUCAAGCAUUUCAACAUCAAUCAAACUAUUCUUAGAUGUGAUAUAAGUAUUGCUACACUUAAGAAAUAUACCAAUCCAAAGUAUCCUCCUCUUGUUCGCUUGUUCAGCUCUUGAAUGACUCAUGUUGACUUGAAUAACUCUGGGCUGAAUUCAAAGAGAACAAUGGAACUACUCACAACUUGUUUAGAUAAUCCGUUAUCCAAGUGAAAAGUUACUCAUCUGAAUCUAUCCAAAAAUGGAAUCGACAAGGAAGGAUCAAAGAUCUUUUGUGAAGCUCUUAAGAAACAGUUUACAAUUCGAAGUCUUGAUCUAUCUGGUAAUAAACUAGGAGUUUCUGGAUGCAAGUCUAUUGCUCAUGCCUUAAAGACAAACACUAGUGUUGUCUCUCUUAACCUAUACUCAAACCAGAUCGAUGUCGAUGGAGCCAGAUACUUGAAGGAAACUCUUUUGGUCAAUGAUACUCUGGAAUAUAUUGAUGUUGGUUCAAACAGAAUUAGAGAUAAAGGUUUACUUGAGAUGGCUGAAGGUAUUAUAGGCAAUAGUACCUGUGCCCUAAAAAGUAUCAGCAUGAGAUACAACUUCAUCACAGAUGAUGGAGCUGAGAAGUUCUUUGAUAAGAUACUAUCAUCCUCCAAAAUUGAGAGAGUCUUCCUAAAGAACAACUAUUUGACGGAUCCAUUUAUCGUAAACCUUCAGAAGAGGUUAGAUGAUUUUGAAUACAAAAUAUUUGUGGAUGCUUUCGAUAAGGUAAAAUAUCUUGCCCAAGAUAAGUUGGUAAAAUCUAUCUGGAUUUCUCCGAUUAAUGCUUUAUUCACAGAGCAAAGCAUAACCAAAUUCUUCCAAGAAGAUCAGGAAUGUGGCCUCGUGAAAGAAGUUAGAAUGUUCAAAGGAAGUGAGAAAGAAGGAAAACAACAAGAGAAUAUCUAUGCCUUUGUUGAGUUUGAGCAUGAAAAUUCUGUUGCUAGAAGUCUCAGAGUUGCUUCGAAGAAGAAAUCAUUUCUUCAUGGAACCAGAUUCAAGAUCUUCAAAGCAGGAACCCAACAACACUCGUCCACAGCUCCUAAAGCAGCUAAGAUACCUGAAAAGAGAAACACAGGUAGAGGUGGUGCUAUUUUCAGAGCAAUGCAAAGAGGCCUAACAAGAGGUAGAGGUCCAAUAAGAGGCCCAGCAAGAGGCAGAGACUUUGCUAGACCUCAAAGAUUUACUAGAGGAGGAUUCACUGCUUUUUCAAGAGGACUGAACCAAAGAAAGAGAAGAAGAGAGAGCAGCUCCAGUAGCGAGACCCCCACCAACAACCAAGCCACUCAAAGAAAAAGACCAAAAAGGCUCUAA
Moneuplotes crassus is the source of this 4365-nucleotide messenger RNA. The record is from the annotation of a GenBank genome assembly. Lineage: Eukaryota; Ciliophora; Spirotrichea; Euplotida; Euplotidae.